This is a messenger RNA of Babjeviella inositovora NRRL Y-12698, 2172 nucleotides long. RefSeq names its product Sgd1p (gene SGD1). NCBI's taxonomy places the organism in Eukaryota, Fungi, Ascomycota, Pichiomycetes, Serinales. The coding region runs from base 1 to 2172 and encodes 723 amino acids. Gene Ontology annotation, molecular function: protein binding; RNA binding. Gene Ontology annotation, cellular component: nucleolus. Gene Ontology annotation, biological process: ribosomal small subunit biogenesis. The transcript has 3 exons. The record is from RefSeq and is a predicted model, not a curated record.
AUGGACGAUGAUAUUAGCUUCUCUGAUGAGGGGUUUUCAGACGACAGCGAUCAACCACAAACCGUGGAAGACGCAAUGGCGGCGUUGAAGGCAUUGAAGGCGAAAAAGAAGGUUGAGACUGAGAAGAAAUCGGAAAAGAAACCAAAGAACAAACGGAUAAUUUCUGAUUACGACCGUGAACUCAUAAAGCGAGAUGAAGAAGAUAUGGACUUUUAUGCCAAAAAGUUGGGCUUGAAGGACGGAAAGUUGUCCACCCAGGGCGAUGAUGACGGACUUGGGGGGUUGCUUGAUGGGUUAAACUUUGAUUUUAGUUCGGAAGAGGAGAUUGAAGAAUCUGAGGAAGAGUCCGAAGCCUUACCAUGGUCUGACGACGAAUUAAGUGAGGGUGACUUUGACUCCGAGGAUGAUGAAAGCGAGGAGGAAGGCCCACGGGUCAAAGAAAACCCGUACGUGGCUCCGGUUGUCAGAGCGACUGAGCCCACCGCUACAGAGGGCGAAACAUCCAGAUACAUCCCCCCAGCCUUGCGUCGUCAGAUGCUUGUCAACACGUCGGACACCACCCAGCUCCGAAGAGCCAUCAAGGGGCCGUUGAACAGACUCGGGGAGAGCAACAUCAGCACCAUAUCCAACGAAGUGCACCAGUUGUACCACGACAACCCGAGACAAGUGGUGAACGAAUGCAUCACCGACAUUGUCUUGGACAGCAUCAUCUCGCAGGGGCGUCUUCUCGACAACUUUGUGAUUCUCCACGCUGCGCUUGUAGCGUCGCUUUUCCGUCUCCAGGGCGUAGAGUUUGGAGCGUUCUUCAUCCAGACGCUUGUGGAGAGGUUUGACAAGUACUACGCCGGGGCUGUGGCGAAUGGGGCUGGGAAGGAGUGCUCUAACUUGCUUUCGCUCUUGGUCGGGUGUUACUCUUUGCAAGUGGUUUCGUGCCGCUUACUCUAUGACAUGAUCCGCAUGCUUAUCUCAGAAAUCACCGAAUUGAACACUGAAUUAUUGCUCAGAUUGAUCAAAAACGCCGGGUCACAGAUGCGCAGCGACGAUCCGGGCGCGCUCAAGGAGAUUAUCGCAGACUUGCAGAGUGCGGUGGGCGAAGCGGGUGUGGGGGCUACCAAUGCGCGCACGAAGUUCCUCGUGGAGACAGUCAUCAACUUGAAAAACAACAAGAUGAAGACAAAUGAGUCGCAGCCACUCGUGACGCGGAUGAAGAAGUAUCUCGCGGGAAUCAACAACAAUAAGUUUAACGACCCGAUCGCGGUGUCGUUGGACGAUAUCCACAGCAUCGGGAGCAGGGGGAAAUGGUGGCUUGUAGGGUCUGCGUGGAAGGGCGCGGAGAAACGCGACGCGGACGUAGCCACGGCGCCUCUGGAGGUACAAGACAUUUUAGACACUGCGGAGCCGAACUGGAUGGCAUUGGCGCGCGCACAGCGCAUGAACACCGACAUCCGCCGCGCCAUCUUCAUCUCCAUCAUGUCCGCGUCCGAUUACAUGGACGCGGUGGCGAAGCUUGACAAAUUGAACUUGACCAAAAACCAGAAGCGUGAGGUUCCGCGAGUGUUGCUACACUGCACCGGGGUCGAGCCCAGCUGGAACCCGUACUACGGGGUUCUCUCCGUGAAGCUCUGUGACGACCAUUCCACCAGAAAAACGUUCCAGUUUGCCUUCUGGAACUUGGUUGCCGAACUAGACGGCGACGACGAGGAUGAGGACAAGUUUGAUGACGCGGACUUGGAUGACGAUGCGAAGUUGAGACGAAUCCUCAACUUGGCGCGUUUCUACGGGUUUUUAUUUUCGGAAGGCGCCUUGAGUUUGCACAUUUUGGAUGACAUCAAGUUUGUGGGCGCUUCUUCCGAUACCACUAUCUUCGCGGAGCUCUUGCUUAUCACGUUCCUUGACAUGGUGGGGAAGAAGUCCGAGAUCCCCGCCGUCGGCGGCGGUGCGCACAAGAGCAAGAUGCACGAUGUGCGCUAUGAUGAAACGCUCUUGAUCCAGAAGUUGGUCAAGUGUAAGGAUCGCACGCGGUUGUUGCGCGCCAUGCCGUGGUUUUUGCAGGAAAAGGUGCGUGCUAGUGCCACUAUCAACGGUAAGAAACAGCGUCGCAGGGUCGAGUGGGGGUGCGAUGCUAUGUGCGAUGUGAUUGAAGAGUUUUUGAAAAACACCGAGGAGGACUAG